Molecule: messenger RNA, 785 nt
Organism: Trematosphaeria pertusa
Lineage: Eukaryota; Fungi; Ascomycota; Dothideomycetes; Pleosporales; Trematosphaeriaceae
Exons: 1
Coding region: 8-721 (237 amino acids)
Source: RefSeq, a predicted model, not a curated record
GUCCAUCAUGCCCAACAAUACCGCACGACCAACAAUCCGCGCCGGGAUCUGCGAACUCAACGGCGCACCCAUCCGCCCAGGACACCCACACCCCGUUCUCCGUCGCACCGCCUCAGGGAGGCUCUUCGUCCCCAACCAAUCCACCAUCCACGCCGCUGAGGUCUCUGACGCGAGGCCACCUUCCCCGCCGGCCCCUGAGCUUGCCACUGUAGAAACGGUUCGUGCGCUCAUUCCCACUCUCCGUCCCUUCGGCGAUGACAGAGACGAGCAAGUCCUGGUGCAGGUCGGGCCCGCGAAGCAGCCGAGCGUCAUUGAGUCAGCGCAGAAAUUCAGCGUGAGGACGCGCGCUGGGAGCGGUAGUCUGAAACGCGACAGCGUGCUCAGGCGGAAGGAGAGCUUGGUCGUUAAUGGGGAGUUUGCGGCGAGGAAGAGCCACGCUGGGGUGCUGGAUUUGGCGGGUCCGCCGGGGUUUGAGGAUCUUGGAGUGGGAGAUGAUGAGGACUUGCUUGCGUGGGUUGGGCCUGAGACGCCUACGCAGGACUUGCGUGCCCGACGGAGAGGUUUCUUCCUCGAGGAUCGUUAUAGUAUCUCCAGUGAAAGCAGCGAGACUGUUCUUCUUCCGCGGGGUAGUGUGGCCAGCACAGCAGCGGACAUUGAAGAUCCGUGGCCGCGGGCUAGGCAGGAGACGGUGCUGAAGGUGGGAAGUUUGAACUUUUGGUGAGCAGAUAUGAGCAUCUACCUACCUACCAUGGUCCUGGAGGCCAAGGUAGUGUGGGGAAUAUCAA